AUAGUGGGGUUCGUAAUGUGCGUGUGCGCUCUGUGUUGUCCACAGUGUAUCAGUCUGAGCGCACAGCGGAUCUCCGCGCUUAAACCAGAGCCAUGGCUUGAAUUACAGCACCUGCGGGCCUUGCCGUUAUCUAAUGAUGGUCUUUUAACCAACAUGCGACGACUUGCUGUUCUUCUGACCUAAAAAAGACCCGCUCCCCCAGUCGGUCCGGAUUAAUUUUCUGCGCAUCAUUUGGACAGGCGUCUCUAGGAUGGAGCACAUCAGAACACCAAAGGUGGAAAAUGUGCAUAUGAUUGAUAGACUGACCCCCAGAAAAUCUACGGUGGGCACAUUAUACCUCUCCUCAACUCACACUAUAUUUGUAGAGAACUCGGAGGCCCGCAAAGAGACCUGGGUUCUGCACAGUUUGGUAUAUAAUGUGGAGAGAUUCCCAACAAACCCAUCAGGAAGUCCUCUCAUUAUCCGCUGUAAGAACUUCCAUGUUUAUCGACUGCUGAUCCCACAGGAGAGGGACUGUUUAGAUGUGCUGGCCUCCCUCACUCGACUUUCACGCCCAGAAUCCUAUGGAGAGCUGUUUUGUUUCUCUUUUAACCCCAACCUGGAUAAAGAGUUAAGGGAAAAGGCCUGGGGCUUCAUCGACCUGAAGGCAGAAUUCAAUCGAAUGGGAAUACCUAGCAACCUCUGGCAUGUCACAGCAGCCAACCAUGAGUACAGAUUGUGUGACACUUACCCGUCAGAGCUGUUUGUGCCAAAGUCAGCCUUUCCUGCUGUCAUUGUGGGCAGUGCCAAGUUCCGGAGUCGAGGACGUCUUCCUGUUCUCUCCUACUUCCACAGAGACACCAGUGCGUCAAUCUGUCGGAGCAGUCAGCCUCUUUCUGGUUUCAGUGCGCGUUCCUCAGAUGAUGAGCAGAUGCUACAAGCCAUUAUGAAGUCAAACCCCAUCAGCGAGUUCAUGUAUGUGGUGGACACAAGGCCAAAGCUCAAUGCCAUGGCUAAUCGUGCUGCGGGGAAAGGCUAUGAGAAUGAAGACCAUUACACUAACAUAAAACUGCAGUUCAUUGGCAUAGAAAACAUCCAUGUCAUGAGGAACAGCCAACAGAAGCUUAUAGAUGUUGGCGAACUCGCGGCUCCCUCAAUGAGUGAUUUCCUGUGGGGUCUGGAGAACUCUGGGUGGCUAAAACACAUCAAAGCUGUACUAGAUGCUGGGGUCUUUAUUGCAAAGGCAGUGGCAGAGGAUGGAGUGAGUGUUCUGGUGCACUGUUCAGACGGCUGGGACAGAACAGCUCAGGCCUGUUCGGUGGCUAGUGUACUACUAGAUCCAUACUACAGAACUAUCAAAGGACUGAUGGUUCUGAUCGAGAAGGACUGGGUAUCAUUUGGACACAAGUUUUCCCACAGGUACGCUCACCUUGACGGUGACCCCAAGGAGGUUUCUCCAGUCAUGGACCAGUUUCUGGAAUGUGUGUGGCAGCUGAUGCAGCAGUUCCCCUGUGCGUUUGAGUUCAAUGAGCGAUUCCUCAUACAGCUACACACACAUAUAUACUCCUGCCAGUACGGGAACUUCAUCGGCAAUUGCCAGAAAGAAAGGAGAGAUUUAAGGUUACAGGAGCGAACACACUCUUUGUGGCCGCACCUAUGGGAGAACAGGGCUGAAUACACAAACCCUCUGUACAGGACAGACCACAGCCAGACACAGGGGGUUCUGAAACCUCUCACCACUGCCUACUGCUUCAAGUUUUGGAAGGGGAUGUACGGCCGUGCAGAGAAAAGUGUAGCUUCACACCAGUCUCCAGCCGAUUGCCUGAAUGCGGUGAGGGAGGAGUCACAACAAUUGGAGGAGGAGCUUAGCGCCCACCAGGAGAGACUUGCCCAACUGAAGGAGAAGAAAACUUCAGGGGGGAGGAAGAAGACCAACAAGCUGUCUGAACGUGUCCGCCGUCCAAUUCCAAUCGAGAGCAAACUCAGCAGCCCUCUAGACUACUUCACCACCACAAGAAGCGAGAAACAUACUCCUUCCUUCACACUGCCACUAGAGUUAGCAGCCCCACCCAAGAACGGUGACCCUGAUGACCUUUCAACCUGCAGUGAUUUCGAGUCAGGCGUGGCUGACCUCAGCAGCCGCUCCUCUAGUGCUGGAGACGAUGCUAAGGACCCCGACUCAGAUGAAGCGGUCAAAACAAACGUCUGAACUAAAACAGAACUGGUGGCAAUAGGGAUAAAAGCACAGUAACGGGUACCAAACUAGGAACCCGUUAGUUAGUUUUUUUUAUGUUAUUUUAAUUUUUUUAAACUGUGUCCGAAUUUAUAUUUAAGUAUGUGAACAAGUACAUAUAUCCAAGAUGGUCUGGCAAUAAGACCAUAUUCCAUUAGAGUAAAAUCUUUUUUCUUGUAUAGUAUUUUAAGUUUUGGUUUGACUGUAUAUUUCACUGUCUGAUCCUUCAAGCUCUUGGUCAUUUUAGUCUUGAUAUUCUCCAUAGCUUCUGUAUGUUCGGAGCAGCAUAUUAUCAUACUACUCACGCUAAUACACAGAACAUACAUCAGAUACCCAGUAUUAUGGAAGCUUGUUUCAGCCAUGGGAUAAAAACAAUAAAAAGGUAAUUGCUACCUUUUUAUCUCACAAUUCUUUUUUUUUUAAUAUCCAAUCCAAUCCACUUUAUUUCUAUAGCACAUUUUACAAACACAAAGUUUCCAAUGUGCUGCACAAAAGACUCAAAACAUACAAAGCAAUUUAUAUUUAAUAUAAAAAUAUAUUUAUUUAUAUUAGUUUAUAUUUCAUAAUUUUGUUCUUGGAGUUAUGACUUUUUUCUCAGAAUUCUGAAUUGACAUUUCACAAUUUUUUUUUUUUACA
Molecule: messenger RNA, 2848 nt
Organism: Cyprinus carpio (common carp)
Lineage: Eukaryota; Metazoa; Chordata; Actinopteri; Cypriniformes; Cyprinidae
Product: phosphatidylinositol-3-phosphate phosphatase MTMR7-like
Biological process (GO): dephosphorylation
Molecular function (GO): phosphatase activity
Source: RefSeq, a predicted model, not a curated record